This is a messenger RNA of Knipowitschia caucasica, 567 nucleotides long. NCBI's taxonomy places the organism in Eukaryota, Metazoa, Chordata, Actinopteri, Gobiiformes, Gobiidae. The record is from the annotation of a GenBank genome assembly.
AUGGGUGGGGGAUGGAGAGGAGGUGGGGGUUGGGAUGAUGGGGGGGGGGAUUUGAUGAUAGGGAUGGUGGGUAGUUGGGGUUUGGGGUUUUGUAUGGAUGGGUAUGUAGUGGUAUGUGGGUUUUUAGUGUGUGAUUUGGUUGGGGGAUUGUUGUGGGGGGGGGGGUUUUUUGUGUGUUUUGGGGGGGGAAGGGGGGGAUGGUGGAGAUUGGGGGUUAGGGGGGGUAGGGGGGGGGGGAGGGGUUUAGUGGGGGGGGGGGGGGGGGGUUGUGGGGGAUGGGGGAUUGGGGAUAUAGGGGGGGGGUUUUAUGGUAGGGGGGUUUGUUGGGUGAUUAAUUUGGGUUUGGAUAGUGUAUGGAGGGUUGAGGGGGUUUUUUAUGGGAUUUUUGGGUUGGGAGUGUAUUUGGGGGGUUGGGUUGGGCUUAAGUUGAUGUGGAGGGGGGUGGGGGGGUAUUGUGGGUUAAGUGGGGUUGGUAAGGUUGUGGGUGGGUGGGUAUAUUGGUGUGGGGUUGUUUUUGGGGAUGAGAGGGAAGGGUUAAUAGUAUUGUGUGGGGGUAUGGGGGGGUAA